AUGGCCAAUGGGACUCAAAUCCAUGAGAGGGUGCCUGAGAAUCUGAGGAAACAGUUUGCUGUUGCUGUGAGGAGUAUUAAGUGGAGCUAUGCAAUUUUCUGGUCAUUGUCAACAACUCAACAAGGGGUGCUGGAAUGGGGUGAAGGGUAUUACAAUGGAGACAUCAAAACCAGGAAGACGGUCGAAGGAAUAGAACCUAAAGCUGAUAAAAUAGGUUUGCAGAGGAAUGAACAACUUAGAGAGUUGUACAAGGCUCUCUUAGAAGGUGAGUCGACAGAUCAACAAGCCAAAGUGCCUUCUGCUGCAUUGUCUCCGGAGGAUCUCACGGAUGCGGAGUGGUAUUACUUGCUUUGCAUGUCAUUCGUGUUCAAUAUUGGCGAAGGUCUGCCAGGAAGAGCAUUAGCAAACGAGAAAAGCAUUUGGUUAUGCAAUGCUCAAUAUGCAGAUAGCAAAGUAUUUUCUCGUUCUUUGCUAGCAAAGAGUGCUUCUAUUCAGACUGUGGUCUGCUUUCCCUAUCUUGGAGGUGUUGUUGAGCUAGGUGUCACGGAGCUGGUAGCGGAGGACCCUAGUCUCCUUCAACACAUCAAGGCUUCCUUACUAGAUUUCUCAAAGCCAGAUUGCUCCGAGAAAUCUUCCUCUGCUCCUCACAAAGCAGAUGAUGAUUCAGACCAAUUUCUUGCCAACAUUGUAGGCCAUGAAAUAGUUGAUACAUUGGGUUUGGAGAACCUGUAUUCCCCUUCACAAGAACUCAAAUUUGAUCAGAGUGGAAUUAAUGGAUUACGUGGACAUGAUGAAGAGUUCAGCAUGGGAUCUGCUGAUGAAUGUUCCAAGGGAUGUGAGCACAAUCAUCAGACAGAUGACUCCUUUAUGCUUGAAGCUGUCAAUGGUGGGGCUUCUCAAGUUCAGAGUUGGCAUUUCAUGGAUGAUGAUUUCAGCAAUGGAUUUCAAGAUUCCAUGAAUUCUAGUGAUUGUAUAUCAGAAGCUUUCGUGGGAAAGGCUCAUUCUUCUACUAUACCUGAGAAUAAGAAUCAUAGUCAUUUAAAAGAACUUCAGAACUUCAAUGAUACAAAGUUCAGCUCCUUGGGUCUUGGACCAGCUGAUGAUCAUUUACACUACAAACAAACUGUUUCUGCUAUUCUGGGGAGCUCGAUGCGGAUAAUUGGAAACCCAUGCUUUUGCAGUGGAGAUAGAAAAUCUAGUUUCGUGCAAUGGACAAAAGGUGCUGUUCAUUAUUGUAGGCCAAAAGCUCAACAGAAACUGUUAAAGAAGAUUUUGUUUACAGUUCCACUGAUGAUGAGUGGUGGCUCUCCUAGUCCACAAAAAGAAUCUACUACAAACUCCAAAUCAGAAAGUGAUGAUGUGCACGAGAAAUUGAUAGAGAAUGAGAAGUUGAUGGUUCUGAGGUCAAUGGUUCCUUCUAUGACUGAGAUUGACAAGGCAUCGAUCCUCGAUGAUACAAUUAAGUACUUGAAAGAGCUUGAGGCAAGAGCAGAAGAGAUGGAAUCUUGCAUGGACACUGUGGAAGCAAUAGCUAGAAGGAAGUUCCUAGAUAGGGUAAAGAAGGCAUCAGAUAACAAAACAAAGACUGGCAAUGCUAAAAAGCCUUCGAUAAACAAGCGGAAGGCCUGUGACAUUGAUGAAACUGACCCGGAACUUAAUAGGCUUGUCUCCAAAGAAAGCUUACCACUCGAUGUGAAUGUCAGUGUAAAAGAGCAGGAGGUUCUGAUAGAGAUGAAAUGCCCUUAUAGGGAAUACAUCUUGCUUGAUAUAAUGGAUGCUGUUAACAGUCUGUACUUGGAUGCUCACUCAGUGCAAUCAUCCACCCUCAAUGAUGUUCUCACAUUGAGCCUUAAAUCAAAGUUUCGAGGAUCAGCAAUCGCACCGGUGGGGAUGAUAAAACAAGCGCUUUGGAAAAUUGCUGGUAAGUGUUAAAAAGCCAGAAAAUAACAAAAUGGCUUGUACUUGUAGGUUUUAGCCCUUGAAUAAGCUAGCUUCUUGAAGUUAAAUAUGUAGUAGUAACAGAAGCACUUUGAUCUGCUUCUUAGCUUGCAUUCCUUUUCUACUGAAGCUUUUUCACUAGAUAAGAAUCUUCACCAAUGACUUUGAUCUGAUGGGGAAAUCAGAAAUAGAUCAUCCAAUGUAAUCUGUAGAUCUAGUAAUUGUCUUUAUGUUUUAAGAUUAGAAGUUCUUAUUUGUUGCUACUCAAAGAGUUCCACUGGCUAUCUAUUAAGAACUGUUCAAAA
Messenger RNA from Fragaria vesca subsp. vesca, 2243 nucleotides. RefSeq names its product transcription factor GLABRA 3-like. The coding region runs from base 1 to 1932 and encodes 643 amino acids. Lineage: Eukaryota; Viridiplantae; Streptophyta; Magnoliopsida; Rosales; Rosaceae. Gene Ontology annotation, molecular function: protein dimerization activity. The transcript is spliced from 8 exons. The record is from RefSeq and is a predicted model, not a curated record.